AUGGUCCUCACCCGGCUGAUGAAGAAGCCGGGGUUCAGAGAGCGCGCGCAGCGUUCCCGGGGAGUUGUCGACACCGGUUCGCGGCACGUGGCUCAGCACGUGGCUGGGUUCCUGGCUCCGGGCGCCCUGGAGCCGCCGGCUUCCGUCGCCGAGGCGGUGUCGUCCUUGACCAUCGCCGACGCGUUUAUCGCGGCCGGCGAGAGCCCCACCCCGCCGCCUGCCGCUCUCCCUCGGAGGUUCAUCUGCUCCUUCCCCGACUGCAGUGCCAAUUACAACAAGGCGUGGAAACUAGACGCGCACCUGUGCAAGCACACGGGGGAGAGACCGUUCGUUUGCGACCAUGAAGGCUGCGGCAAAGCCUUUGUCCGGGACUACCACCUGAGCCGCCACGCCCUGACCCACACCGGGGAGAAGCCCUUCGUCUGUGCAGCUAGCGGCUGUGAUCAAAAAUUCAACACAAAAUCAAACUUGAAGAAGCAUUUUGAACGGAAACAUGAAAACCAGCAAAAACAGUAUGUAUGCAGCUUUGAAGGUUGUAAGAAGACCUUUAAGAAACACCAGCAGCUGAAAACCCACCAGUGCCAGCACACCAACGAACCGUUGUUCAAGUGUGCCCACGACGGAUGCGGGAAACACUUCGCUUCCCCCAGCAGCCUGAAGCGGCACGGGAAGGUCCACGAAGGCUAUAUUUGUCAAAAAGAAUGUUCUUUUGUGGCAAAAACAUGGACAGAGCUUCUGAAACACGUGAGAGAAACUCAUAAAGAGGCGCUCCCGUGCGGCGUCUGCGGGAGAACAUUUAAACGCAAGGAUCACCUGCGGCAGCACGCGAAGACGCACGCCCCCGAGCGGGACGUGUGCCGCUGUCCCCGGGAGGGCUGCGGCCGGACCUACACCACCGUGUUCAACCUCCAGAGCCACAUUCUCUCGUUCCACGAGGAGCAGCGCCCGUUCGUGUGCCCGCAGGCCGGCUGCGGCAGAGCCUUCGCCAUGAAGCAGAGUCUCAGCAGGCACGCCGUCGUGCACGACCCCGACAAGAAGAAGAUGAAGCUCAAGGUGAAGCCAUCUCGAGAAAAACGGAGUCUGGCCUCUCGACUCAGCGGGUAUAUCCCUCCGAAGAGGAAACAGGACCAGGGCGUGUCUUUGCCUAGAAGCAAGGCGUCGCUGGACGGCCCCGAGUGCCACGGGCCCUCCGCCGUCAGGAUGCUGAGCCCAGCUGAACACGGGACUGCCCUGCUUGGAGGACCACAGACCAGCCAGCUCAGUUAGGUCCCCUCAGAAGCACGCUUUUAUUAAAAUCACUGGUGCAGCACGUCGGAGGCCCCAUGGUUCCCGUCUUCUCUGCUCAGCGGGUCUCCUCUCGGGGGCCCCUGUGCCGCUCUGUUCGCUUCCUCCUUUCUGCUCAAGGGGCGAAGAACACACAUCAUUGCCUUUCCCCCUCUGAUGAGCUGUGGCCUGGAAGAGAAGGUAGCUAUUCCAGGCAUAGUCUGGAGGAUUUGGUUGCAUAGCUCCUCCUAGAAAAGGAAAACAGCCAAACACUUGUGAUUCUUUCCAGUGUAAGAAUGCUGAUUUUCAUACCCGUAAAACCCAGCAUUUUUGAACUCCUGCUAUUUCAGGGACUUGCCAAAUCAAACCGCACGUACCUGGUUAAGCUGAUUGCAACCUGUACCGUAACCAGGCGGUUAUACAGCCUCCAUGUCACUGGGCUAAUGCACUCGGGCUGGAUAGUUCUAAAUCCCCCGUCGUGGCACCUAGGGGUGUGUUUGGCCCAGGCUACCCUCUCGCAGAAAGUACAAAGCAGCGGGUUUGGGCUGCUUAUCCCCAAGCUGUUAGCCCAGUGCUGUUCCCAACACUGGACACACAGACGUAUAGGGGAUUAGGAAGAAACAGACGUGCAGUUCUAGAGAUUCUGGAUCAGCUGGGCUGGGCCCUCGGCCUCAGUGAUUCUAACGUGGAACUGGGGCUGAAGACCCUGCCUGUGAGCUGCUGUUGGAUAAUCCAACUCCAGAAGCACGACCACGCCCUCCAGCCUCAUCCUGGGGCUGCAGACUGCUGUACGCUUCCUAGCAGACGAUUGCACUUGAGAGGCAGUGCUUCUCAUAGGCCUUUAUAAAGAACAAACUGCAGAAGAUGAACCCAAGUAGUUUUUAGUUUUCCUAUUUAAAUGUUAGAUACUCAACAAUUUGUAAAAUAGAACAGCAUGCAGCCCUUUAGUUAUGAAGUAGACGGUUUUACGUGGCAAAGUAUUUAUGCCACAAGGAAAAAGUAAUGUAUGCACAGUAUGCGUGCAUUUUGAGAAACAAAUUGGGAGUUCCUCUCGUGGCACAGGGAAUCGAAUCUGACUAGGAAGCAUGAGGUUGCAGGUUCGAUCCCUGGCCUUGCUCAGUGGGUUAAGGAUCCGACGUUGCCGUGAGCUGUGGUGUAGGUCACAGACCCGGCUCAGAUCCUGAGUUGCUGUAGUGUAGGGUGGCAGCUAUAGCUCCAGUUAGACCCCUAGGCUGGGACUAUCCAUAGGCCGCAGAUGCAGCCCUAAAAAGAAAAAGAAAAAAAAAAAAAAAACGACAAACAAAUUGCAAAGCUACUACCAUCACUGGGCAGAAUUAGUGGUUAUUUUUCUUUGCCUUUACAUUUCCCAGAUUUUCUACAGUCGUUAUUUUUCAAGAUCAGAAAACAAAACAGGCAGUGACUCGUGCCUGCUUUUACUUACCAUUUUGUUUUCUGGCUCCUCUGCAUUCCUCCCUUUCUUUAUUGUAAUUUGAACUUUGUAUUUUUUCUCAAUCCAUUGCUGAAUCUGUUUA
Molecule: messenger RNA, 2795 nt
Organism: Sus scrofa (pig)
Lineage: Eukaryota; Metazoa; Chordata; Mammalia; Artiodactyla; Suidae
Source: RefSeq, a predicted model, not a curated record